UUUGUUCAUUAUACUAAGGGUCCCUUAUACUAACAAUAGGAUUUAAAAAAAAAAAAUCUACUAUUUUAAUUUGACACAAAAUUUUAAAAAAUAAAGAAAUCUUUUACAUAAUCUUAAAUUAAAAUUAUGUUAAAUAUAUCAAAAUAUUAUUUAAUUUUAUGGUGUUAAACAUAUCAAUUUAUAUAUUCUAAAAAAGAAAAAGAAUUAUUUUUUUAAAACAAAGAAACUAUAUUUAUUUGUUUAAUUUUCAAAUUAGAAAAGUAAAAUUAGAUAACUUUUUUUCAUAUAAUAAAAUAAUUAUUUUAUUUAUUAUUUUUAGAGAAGUAUUGGACAAGUAGAAGUUGAGCCCUGAGGGAGUAUAGAAACCUAACAUUGUAAGCAUCAACUCCAUUGAUUCGUUCAAACCUUACCUUUUUUUUAUAUAUAUAUUUUUGUUAAAAAAAGCAGAUAAGUGAAAUAGUUUAUUGAUUUCUCUGUGAGAGAUUCCUUUUUCCCGCUAAUCGAAUUGUUGACUAACAUUGAAUUCUUCAGUAUUUAUACCCUCUUUCUCUCUUCUCAAUUCAUUACUACUACUACACAAAUUCUAUUAACUCUCUCUCUAUCUCCUCUUGCUGCUGUUAUUUGGAUAAUACCCUCUGAUUGUUGGAGGCUGGAUUCUAAUAAGAUAAUUCUUUACGGAGCUCGAAGAAGGAAGAGGUUUGGCCAGCCUGAGGACUAUGGAUGGGAAGGAGAAUAAUGCUGCUAACGGUUCAGCAAACAAGGCUGUUCUUCCUAACUGUUGCUUGAAGGCCAGGGCAUAUGAUGAUCCUGAACUUGAAGCCAAUUGCCACGAAACUGUCGUUUCUGGAUGGUUCUCUGAACCCCGGUUGUCCUCAGAUGAAAAAGAGAGGCUAAUGUACUUCAACAAUCCAAUGUGGCCAGGAGAAGCACAUUCCCUGAAAGUAGAAAAGAUUUUAUUCAAGGGAAAGUCAGAAUAUCAGGAGGUUUUGGUUUUUGAGUCUGCAUCCUAUGGGAGAGUUCUAGUGCUAGAUGGCAUUGUUCAGUUGACCGAGAAAGAUGAAUGUGCCUAUCAGGAGAUGAUAGCCCAUCUUCCUCUCUGUUCAAUCAAAUCUCCUAAGAAGGUUCUCGUUGUUGGGGGUGGUGAUGGUGGAGUUCUAAGGGAAAUUUCUCGACACAGCUCUGUGGAGACGAUUGAUAUUUGUGAGAUUGAUAAAAUGGUUAUAGAUGUCAGUAAAAAGUAUUUCCCAGAUUUGGCUAUUGGCUUUGAGGAUCCUCGUGUCAAUCUUCAUGUUGGUGAUGCUGUUGAGUUUCUGAAGAACGCACCUGAAGGGAAGUAUGAUGCUAUCAUUGUUGAUUCAUCAGACCCUGUGGGUCCUGCACAAGAGCUUGUGGAAAAACCAUUCUUUGCAACAAUAGCCAGGGCAUUAAGACCUGGUGGUGUAAUUUGCAACAUGGCAGAGAGCAUGUGGCUUCAUACUCAUCUUAUUCAGGAUAUGAUCUCAAUUUGCCGUGAGACAUUUAGUUCUGUUCAUUAUGCAUGGGCCAGUGUUCCAACUUAUCCUAGUGGUGUCAUAGGAUUUAUCCUGUGCUCGACUGAGGGAUCAUCUGUUGAUUUUAAGCACCCUAUUAAUCCUAUUGAGAAGCUAGAGGGUGCUCUUCAGCAUCAGAGGGAACUUAGAUUUUACAAUUCGGAGAUGCAUGAAGCUGCUUUCGCACUGCCGUGCUUUUUAAGGAGGGAGGUGAGCUGUCUCCGCGAUUAGCCAUGUUCUGCAGGAGUGAGGAUUUAAGUUGUUGCAUUUUCUCUGAAAUUAUUACCCAUUUCUUUUCCUUGCUGCUGGAGUUUGUAUAAUGGUAUUGGUGGUAUACUGACUGAUCACACUUGUCACACGAGUAGCAGCAGGAAAUGUAGAUGUGGAUAUUUAUCUGUGUGGUUUGUAUUGGUAUUGAAGACGUGAACAUGUAAUAUGCAAGUUCCCAGUACUGCUAUAUCUAUUGUUAUGCAAGUUGAACUUUGUUACUCGUCUCUUAGUUGAUAUUGCAGACUUGAAUAAAUAUGUUAUGGCACUAA
Molecule: messenger RNA, 2068 nt
Organism: Capsicum annuum
Lineage: Eukaryota; Viridiplantae; Streptophyta; Magnoliopsida; Solanales; Solanaceae
Product: spermine synthase
Exons: 11
Coding region: 717-1760 (347 amino acids)
Biological process (GO): spermidine biosynthetic process
Cellular component (GO): cytosol
Molecular function (GO): spermidine synthase activity
Source: RefSeq, a predicted model, not a curated record